CAGCUGGAGACCCUGGUGGCGCCCCCCGAGGACUGCGCGGCGCGCUCGGCGCUGGGCGACACGGUGCAGAUUCACUACACGGGCAGCUUGGAGGAUGGGCGGGUCAUCGACACCUCGCUCUCGCGGGACCCCCUGCAGGUGGAGCUGGGGAAAAGACAGGUGAUCCCUGCAGGGCCUGUGCAGCGCCUGGCACGAUCUCGGUUGGGGCCUGUACAGCGCCUGGCGCGACACACUGAUUGCAGUGGAAGGUGCAGGAGUCUCUUCCGGCUGGUCUCUGUUGGCAUCUGCUGGAAGGACCAGGCUUGGAGCAAAGCUUGCUAGACAUGUGCGUUGGGGAGAAGCGGAGGGUGAUCAUCCCGCCUCAGCUGGCUUACGGCAAGCGAGGAUCCCCGCCUGCUGUCCCAGCUGAUGCCGUGCUGCAGUUUGAUGUGGAGCUGGUUGGCCUCUCCCGGGCCAGCUACUGGCAGAAGCUGACGAAUGACGUGCUGCCCCUGCUCUGCAUCGGGCUGAUCCCGGCUCUGCUGGGCCUGAUUGGCUACCACCUUUACCACAAGGCCAGCAGCUCCCGGGGGGCCAAGAAGAGGCUCAAGGAGGAGAAGAGAAACAAGGCCAAAAAGAAAUAAACCUCCUCUCCUCCCACAGUGUCA
Mauremys reevesii (Reeves's turtle) is the source of this 647-nucleotide messenger RNA. It is a transcript of the gene FKBP11, whose product is annotated as FKBP prolyl isomerase 11. Gene Ontology annotation, molecular function: peptidyl-prolyl cis-trans isomerase activity. The transcript is spliced from 7 exons. The record is from RefSeq and is a predicted model, not a curated record. Lineage: Eukaryota; Metazoa; Chordata; Testudines; Geoemydidae. The coding region runs from base 324 to 623 and encodes 99 amino acids.